AUGCCAUCCUCAAAGACGCCGUUAGAAGUUGAUGAUGUCACCAUCACCAGCUUCACCGUUACCGACAUCAGAUUCCCCACUAGUCUAGACGGAGUUGGAUCAGACGCUAUGCAUGUUGGCACGAAUGGGUCGCAUCCAUACAUCCAACUUCAUACCAAUCACCGUGAUUUGAUCGGUGAAGGCAUUGCUUUCAGCAACGGUCGCGGAAGCGAGCUUAUUUGCAUGGCUCUUGACAUCUUCGCUAAACGCGUAGUUGGAAACACAAUGCAUGAGUUGACUCGGAACAUGGGCAAGACCUGGCGAUAUAUGGUCUCCGACUCCCAAUACAGAUGGAUCGGUCCUGAGAAGAGCGUGACGCAUUUGGCUGUUGCUGGCGUACUAAAUGCCGUCUGGGAUCUCUGGGGCAAGAUAUUAGGUCUUCCUGUGUGGCAGAUCGUAUGUGAGAUGAAUCCUGAGGAGAUUGUCCGCUGCAUCGAUUUCAGGUAUAUCACCGACGUCAUCACACCAGAAGAGGCUAUCGCUAUGCUUCAAAAGACUGCUAAAGGCAAAGAGGAACGCUUGAAGGAGGCAUUCGACAAUAUUGCCGUACCAGCCUAUACGACAUCCGCCGGAUGGAUGGCGUUCUCUGGCGAAAGGAUGAAAGAGGUACUGCAUGAGACAUUGGCGCAGGGUUAUAAGGUCUUCAAGUUCAAAGUCGGGACCAGCAUCGAGGCUGAUAGAGAAAGAUUGUCUGCUGUGAGAGACGUCCUGGGUUACGGUAAUGACUACCAGAUCAUGAUUGAUGCUAAUCAGGCAAAGCCAACAAAUCCAGACGACGUGCUCGGACACGCAGCUAUUCGCAAGGCGCUGAAGCCGUAUGGCGUUGGUGUUGCAACCGGCGAGGCAGCACAAAACAGAGUCACUUUCAAGCAGUUACUGCAAGCUGAAGCAACUGACGUUGUCCAAAUCGAUGCUGUUAGACUUGGUAGCGUUAACGAAUGUCUUGCGGUCAUGCUGAUGGCCCUCAAGUUCAAUAUCCCAUGCGUUCCACACAAUGGUGCAAUGGGCUUGACAGAACUCACGUCCCAUCUCAGCACGAUUGACUAUGUUGCUAUCAGUGGGCGCAAGUCAAUGCUGGAAAACGCCGACAGCCACCGCGAGAACUUGCGACAUCCCUCAAAAAUUGUCAAUACUCACUACGUCACGCCAUUAUCACCAGGCUACUCUACAGGCUACACUGAUGAGGCGCUUGAAAAGUAUACUUAUCCUGAUGGCAAGUUCUGGUCAUCUGAAAUUGGGUUGAAGAUUAUCGCGCAGCCCACGGGUGGCGAGCUCUAA
Molecule: messenger RNA, 1317 nt
Organism: Fusarium musae
Lineage: Eukaryota; Fungi; Ascomycota; Sordariomycetes; Hypocreales; Nectriaceae
Exons: 4
Coding region: 1-1317 (438 amino acids)
Biological process (GO): carbohydrate catabolic process
Molecular function (GO): hydro-lyase activity; magnesium ion binding
Source: RefSeq, a predicted model, not a curated record